AUGUCUCGCGACACGGACUAUGACACAAGCUUCGCGUCCCGGUUUAGCGCGGAGGACGCAGAGUUUCAGCGGUACAGGCAGCGCGCACCCGACACACCGCCGGUGCUUGAGGACUGGAAAGCACGUGGACGCAGAGAUAACCGAGUCCCGGAGCAGCGGCACCGCGGGGGCUACAGCCGCGGGGACCGGCGCUGGCCUGAACGCAGUGAUGAACGGAAGUCCGGUCACGAUUCCUACGGCCAGAGGUCGCAUUACCGUCACCGGUGACCCUUCAUGACCCAGGCCGUUCACACCAUCAGUUUUCUAGUGUGCUGUAUCGUCAUCACGGAUAUAGGCUAUUAUUAUGAUUGAAAUGGGCUGCUUGUUUGGUCUCAUGGAACUUUAAUCGUUGUGUAUAUAUAAUGUCAUUAAACAAUAACUGUUUGUUACCUCAAAUAAACGUUGUAGCAUAAAACAGUACAA
Messenger RNA from Misgurnus anguillicaudatus (oriental weatherfish), 462 nucleotides. Lineage: Eukaryota; Metazoa; Chordata; Actinopteri; Cypriniformes; Cobitidae. The record is from RefSeq and is a predicted model, not a curated record.